CCUGGUUUAUUUUCUUCCUCUCUCCGAACUCUUCAAUCUACCACAUCUCGAACCCUUUCCUGCGUCUUAUUGAAAUACAGCGAUUGACAAGACAUUUGGAAGAGUGACGAAGAGCUGCUGGUCACUUGACCUUCCGCAGAACUACUUGAACACGACAUUGCGACUUCCUCAUACUAAUCGCCGCGUUCCUGAGACGACUGAUACCCUGCAACACCAUUCCUUCACCUGAAUCCCAGCUCCGCGCAAGAAGACGAGCCAUCACCAACGAUUUCCCUAAUUCCAUCUUUGCUAACCCCCGACCUCUCCGUCUCACACUCCCACCGCCUCUUCAACCACAUCCUCCACCAUGGCCCGCAACUCCGAAAAAGCGCACUCGAUGCUCUUCCGCUUCCGCGCCGCCCAAGCCGCCGAAGCCGGCAUCAUCGACAUCUCACGGACCCGCCGCCCCAAACUCAUCACAACCAUAACCUCGAUCCCCGUAGCCGAAAAAUGGCGCUCCCAAGUGCUCCGAGAGAUCUCGCGCAAGGUGACCAAGAUCCAGGACCCCGCGCUGUCCGACUACCAGAUCCGCGACCUCAACGACGAGAUCAACAAGCUGAUGCGCGAGAAACACAUGUGGGAGCACCAGAUACGGAGUCUCGGCGGGCCGAAUUAUAUGCGUGGCGGGAGGGUGCUGGAUGAGGACGGGAGGGAGGUUCCUGGGGGUGGGAAGGGGUAUCGGUAUUUUGGCCGCGCGAGGGAGUUGCCGGGGGUGAAGGAGUUGUUUGAGAGGCAGAUGCGGUCGGAGGGACAGGAGGAGGGCGGGGAUAAGGAGAAGGGGGAGAGGAGGGCGGAGCUAAGGCAGAGGGUCGAUGCGGCGUAUUAUGGGUAUAAUUUGGAUGAGGAGGACGGCACGUUGUUGGCGUAUGAGAGGGCGAGGGAGAAGGAGGCGUGGGAUAAUUGGCUACAGGUUGGGGAUGAGGGUGUGGUGGAGAAGAAGACGCAGAAGGAGAAGGAGGAGUGGGUGGAGAUUCCGGGGGAUAAGGGCGAUGGGAUUGGGUGGCGUUUGCCGACGCUGGAAGAGGUGGAGGCGGAAUUGAUUGAUAGGAGGAAGAGGAAGCUCUUGGAUAGGCUUGGAUGAAGUAUCUCGACCAUGGUGGUUGGGGGUUAGAACUAAAUGCUCCCACCACUCGAUGCGGAGCCGUCGGUAUUAUAAUUGAGAACAAGAGCACGGACAAGAAAGGAAAAGCAGAUUGAUACCCGUUGCCAGACCGGUUAGGAACUUAUUUGUACAUCAUUAGUAGCGAUAUAGAGCCGCAAAGUGGGUUCGUGUUCCGCCGUCUCAUGUCAAAGUAUCAUUUUACUGUCGCUGU
This is a messenger RNA of Westerdykella ornata, 1352 nucleotides long. Its product is annotated as Isy1-like splicing factor. The transcript has 2 exons. Gene Ontology annotation, cellular component: Prp19 complex; post-spliceosomal complex; post-mRNA release spliceosomal complex. Bases 347 to 1120 code for a protein of 257 amino acids. Lineage: Eukaryota; Fungi; Ascomycota; Dothideomycetes; Pleosporales; Sporormiaceae. The record is from RefSeq and is a predicted model, not a curated record. Gene Ontology annotation, biological process: mRNA 3'-splice site recognition; generation of catalytic spliceosome for second transesterification step.